This is a messenger RNA of Hipposideros armiger (great roundleaf bat), 2983 nucleotides long. RefSeq names its product G protein-coupled bile acid receptor 1 (gene GPBAR1). Gene Ontology annotation, cellular component: plasma membrane. Gene Ontology annotation, biological process: G protein-coupled receptor signaling pathway. The transcript is spliced from 4 exons. Gene Ontology annotation, molecular function: G protein-coupled bile acid receptor activity. Bases 1642 to 2880 code for a protein of 412 amino acids. The record is from RefSeq and is a predicted model, not a curated record. NCBI's taxonomy places the organism in Eukaryota, Metazoa, Chordata, Mammalia, Chiroptera, Hipposideridae.
GUUCAGGAGCCCCUCAGUCUUCCCUUGGAGGAGAGACUGGCUAGCUGGGAGUGGUGAGUUGAACAGCAGCUCAAGGCGGCCACGCAGGACCCAGGAAGCCCCAGUGCCCUGUUGCCUCUACUCAUCCAAUUAGUACCUCCAGCCUUCACAUACCACACCCAGACACCAAAGGUCAGCAGAGAGAAAUUCAUACAUCCGAGAGAAUGGAAUGGACGAAGGAGGCCCAGAAGGGUUCCCAGCCAGAGUCCGGAUUGGGCACUGUGAUGCAGACCUGAGGACAAGAGAAAGGGGCUAAGGUUGGGCCCCUAGGGCCUGUAGAGUCAGAUGAAUGGAGCGUCUGCGAACUGCCUGCACCAGGGUCCUGUGGGCGAAGGGGAGAAGGCCUGGAUGAGUCAGUCCCAGGAAUUGAUGGGGGAGCAGAGAGGAACUUGGUGAUCCAGUAAGGAAGAAACGGCUGAGCAAGCAAGGGGUAGAACCCAGGCUUCCCAGCUCCCGCCGUCUAAGCUGUCCCCCUUCACACGUCAUCCCACACACAAUGUUUAGACAGAGCAGUGAAGAAGAAACACAGACAUCCUGGAUCCCGCAGGGAGGAGGCCAGCGCUGGGAACAGAAGGAGGUCUGUUUAUUCGUAGCAGUCCAAUAUCUGAGGGGCCCCACACCCGACUCGGGGAUGAACUCUCCCAGAGCCUCUGACUUCUGCCAGACAGUGUGGGGCUGAGGACCUCCUGCUGGAGCCCAGUGUCCUCCGCCCACCAGCUCCCUUGAGGAUAGGUUUGAGGUUGGAUGCUUUCCUCUUCCCGCUUUUUGUCCCAACAGAAGUCCUGCCUCUCCAGGACCCCUGACUGCUGUGCCUCCAGCCCUUCAACUCAGGUCUCCCCCAGAGAGCCCAGAAAUUCCCCUUGCUCCAGCCACUUGUACUCAAGCAAGGCAGUCUUUCCUAAAGUCUCACCUCCAGCUUUCUUGCUGCAGUUUUAGCCUGUUCCCUCCCAUUUCGGGCCUUAAGGGAGCCUAACUGGCUUUUCUCCCUCACCCCAAAGCCACACUUGAUAUGGAAAUGGGGGCACCAUACCCCUUGGUUCCUAACGCCUGAACAUGUCCUUCCACUGUACAGUUUCGCACGGCAUGAAGACAUUUUGGUCAAUGGAGGACUGCAUAUAGGACAGAGGUCCCAUAAGAUUAUAGUGGAGCUGGAAAAUUCCUAUCGCCUAGUGAUUUCAUAGUGCAACGCAUUACACAAAUAACCAUUGUGUUACCAUUGCCUGCAGUAUUCAGUUCAGUAACAUGCUGUACAGGUUGGUAACCUAGGAGCUGUAGGGGAACAGAAUUCGUCAACCCAAGAUAUGUCUCUGGCAUAAGGAUUAUUUUAGGCUGGUUAAUUUUAAGAAACGGGCAGACUUUAAAGAAGCUCUGAAAACCAAGUAGAAGUUUUUACCCUUUGUAAAAUACAUUUACAUUUGUGAGGGUGUCUCCCUCACUGUACCAGGAAGAGGGGGAUGACCUUAACUCUACAAACUUAUUAAUGCAGAAGACCACGACUUAAAUGACUUAAAUCUGCAUAACAAUCUCCCUUGAUGGCUAUGCUUUUCUCCCCCUCCACACCCCCAACAUCUUUUGUCUUAGGUUGAAGAUGGUAUUUAGGUGAUGACUUCAGCCACUUUGCCUGGGCAGAGCCGGUGCUGCCCAGAACCCAGAGCCCUGCUGGCUCCCAGAGCGGAGGCACCAUGCUCCCCCUGCCCAAGACCUCAGCUAUCUCCAGAAGUCCUGCACGGCCGGCUGCAGCAGCUCCCUGACACUCACAGGAAAGCCCAGGCUGGGCAGGCAGCACCUGUCUCCAACAGCCAUGCAUGCCGGCCGUUGCUUCAGGCCUCCCCUGUCCCCAGACCCAAGAUGACACCCAACAGCACCAGGGAGGUGCCCGGUGCCGUUCCCGUGGGGGCCUUAGGGCUCUCCCUGGUCCUGGCAAGCCUCAUCGUCACGGCCAACCUGCUCCUGGCCCUGGGCAUCGCCGGGGACCGCCGCCUGCGCAGCCCGCCUGCUGGCUGCUUCUUCCUGAGCCUGCUGCUGGCGGGGCUGCUCACAGGGCUGGCCCUGCCUGCGCUGCCAGGACUCUGGAGCCAGAGCCACCGAGGCUACUGGUCCUGUCUCUUUCUCUACUUGGCUCCCAACUUCUCCUUCCUCUCCCUGCUCGCCAACCUGUUGCUGGUGCACGUGGAGCGCUACAUGGCCGUGCUGCGGCCUCUCCGGACCCGUGGGAGCACUCGGCUGGCCCUGCUCCUCACCUGGGCUGGCCCCCUGCUCUUUGCCAGCCUGCCCGCCCUGGGGUGGAACCACUGGGCCCCUGGUGCCAACUGCAGUUCCCAGGCUGUCUUUCCAGCCCCCUACCUCUACCUCGAAGUCUACGGGCUGCUGCUGCCUGCCGUGGGCGCUGCGGCUCUUCUCUGCGCCCGCGUGCUGGCCACCGCCCACCGCCAGCUGCAGGACAUCCGCCGGCUGGAGCGCGCAGUGUGCCGCGGGGCACCCUCGGCCCUGGCCCGGACCCUGACCUGGAGGCAGGCAAGGGCACAGGCCGGAGCCACGCUGCUCUUUGGGCUGUGCUGGGGGCCCUACGUGGCCACCCUGUUCCUCUCGGUCCUGGCCUAUGAGCAGCGCCCACCACUGGGGCCUGGAACUCUGUUGUCCCUCAUCUCAUUGGGCAGUGCCAGUGCGGCAGCCGUGCCUGUGGCCAUGGGGCUGGGUGAUCAGCGCUACACAGCUCCCUGGAGGGUGGCUGCCCGACGGUGGCUACAGAUGCUGCGGCUAAGAGCCUCCGGGGGCAGUCCUGGCCCCAGCACUGCCUACUGCACCAGCAGCCAAAGCAGCGUGGACCUGGACUUGAACUAGGGGAAAGACCUCUGCUCACUCCUACCAGAAGCGUCCAACCAUCUUGGCCAACAAGCCCAUCUCCACUUGUCCCCACACCUCUGGAUCAAAGACACACACACCC